Molecule: messenger RNA, 1293 nt
Organism: Clonostachys solani
Lineage: Eukaryota; Fungi; Ascomycota; Sordariomycetes; Hypocreales; Bionectriaceae
Source: the annotation of a GenBank genome assembly
AUGAAGCACGGAUUAUCAUGGCUCACACCCAAGAGAUACAUGAAGUACCAGUUGUUCAACUUUCGGCUUUUGAAAGCAGAAUACGCAUUCUGGUGGACCGAGUACUUCCAGCGCAUGUGGACAGUCCAAGAGCUCGCACUGGCUGAAAACCCACCAAUCUUUGUUAUCGGCCGGAAAUCAUUUCGCUUCAGAACGUCGAAAGAAAUUGGUCAGCAUUCGAGACCUCUGAAAUACCGACGUAUUGUUUCGGGGGCCGGAAUAUACAAGUAUUUCGACGCCGAAUUGCGUAACAAGUUGGAGGAAGAGCUUCAUGAAUUUUCAAACACUUAUGACCCUACAACCCACUCAGCGCGCCUUGUGGCCGCUCGUUAUGGUUUCCAAAAUCCGGGCCUUGGCCUCCCUGCUUUAUUACAGAGCACUGCUCAUCGGAAGUGCUUCGACCCUCGCGACAGGAUCUUUGCUUUAUAUUCCCUUGCUCCUGAAUUAGAAGCAGCUUAUCCGGCUGAUUACAGAAAACCUCCAGAGCAGCCACUUCGAAAUUCGAGGCUUGAGAGUAGUGGUAGCUAUCCAUCUUGGCUUCCUGACCUCAAUCGUCAUCAGCCAGCUGGGUUUUACCCAUGGGGCUACACCCGUGCCCAAGAAAAUGGAGUGCCGCCAUCAAUUGAUGGCAAGGUCCUGUCCCUCAACGCCAGAUAUCUUGGAAGUUGUAAAACUCUCUUUCACUUCCAUAGCGACGUAACGGGAAGCUGGGUCACGAUUUUCAAGGUUAUGCUUAGCGUCGCUGUGGACCUGACCGCUUCAUUAAAGGUUUUACCAGAAUACAAAGAUCGAACUUUCGAGGUAUCAGACAUCCAUAAACAGUUGAACUAUGCUUGUUUGGGUCACAAUUUCGUUGGUUCUACUUUUGACCCAUAUGAACUGUAUAAUGAGCUUAAUGAAGAAGACCCAACCGUUGACAUACAGCACGAGGAUGUGUGGAGUAUACUCGACGUUUUCCCAUUAUACAGAAACAAGGCUGCUUGCUUAACAAACAAGAAGGUUUUCAUGGCCUCAUCGGGCCUCUUUGGAAUAUGUUCCGACGAAAUGCGAGACGGCGAUCAUUUGAUGGUGUCACCGUGGCUUCCUAUGCCUGCAUUAAUUCGGAAGCGAGAUGAAUUUCGUGGUGAGAAUGGCCGAAAGUUCGCAAAACUUGUGGACUAUACUUGCACAGCAGGGCUGUCUCAAGAUGAUCCUCAAGAGGAGACUUUAAGCUUGGUAGAGAAAAAGAAACUCAAGCGUAUUCGCAUUGGAUAA